Molecule: messenger RNA, 1038 nt
Organism: Panonychus citri (citrus red mite)
Lineage: Eukaryota; Metazoa; Arthropoda; Arachnida; Trombidiformes; Tetranychidae
Product: calcyclin-binding protein-like
Exons: 2
Coding region: 136-789 (217 amino acids)
Cellular component (GO): nucleus
Source: RefSeq, a predicted model, not a curated record
UCAAUUUUCUUUUUUUUCUCUGGAAAAAUCUCGUGUCUUUAUUUACAAUUUAUUCUUGAGUUUAAAUUAAUAGUUAAUUAGUUGUCAGAGAAUUUCAGUUGGUAAAAGUUUGUCAUUCUAAUUCCAAUUAGUGUAAUGGAUCCGAAAGAAUUGGAAAAUGUUGAAUUGGAUUACAUUGAAGUGAAAAGUAUUCUUGACAAUCAUGUAACCAGAGAAUCAACGAGAAAAUUGUUAAUUAAUGAGCUUUCAAGAUUGGAAAAUUUAAAGAAAUCAUUGGCAUCUAAAGAAGUUAAAAAAAUCUCUGUUCCAACACUAUCAGAGACUGAAUUAACUUCGGUGACAAAUUUUGCUUGGGAUCAAAGUGACAAAUUUAUAAAGAUUUAUCUCUCCCUGGACACCAUAAAGGAACCAUUUGAAGAUGAACAGAUUAAGUUAACAUUUGCCGAUGAAAAUUCUGUUAAAGUAAUUUUUGGUCGCUAUAAAUUCACCCUGACCAAACUAUCAGAUAAAUUAAACACCCAAGAAAGUUACUUCAAACGAACCAAAUCAAAGAUCAUAUUAUACUUGAAGAAAAAGAAAGAAGGAAAUUGGUCCAACAUCCAAUACAGUAAACCAGUGACAGUAGUCGACGAAAAGGAAAGACCUGAUGAUAAUGCUGACCCAUCGGCGACACUUAUGAGCUUGAUGAAGAAAAUGUACCAAGAAGGUGAUGACGAGAUGAAAAGGACAAUCGCCAAAUCUUGGUAUGAGGCCCAGCAAAAGAAAGAGAGUGAUAUUGACCUUCCCUAGUGGACACAAAGGGUAGGGACAUUGUUACCCUUUUCCAUUUCCAUUUUGCCAAAUUUUCUCAAUCCCUUCAAUCUACAUUCUACUUCCUAAUCCUACUGUCGUUUAAUGAGCCCUUCAAACCAUUUUCCAUCUUUAAUUGUAACUGAUUGAUCAAUUGAUUAUUUGUAAUUUUCUCGAAAGAAAAUCUUUUGGUUUAAAUUGUUUCAAUCUGAUUACAUUUAAAUAACAAAUUUCUUUCUUUUUUCAAAA